Messenger RNA from Oppia nitens, 727 nucleotides. Its product is annotated as platelet-activating factor acetylhydrolase IB subunit alpha2-like. The record is from RefSeq and is a predicted model, not a curated record. The coding region runs from base 29 to 727 and encodes 232 amino acids. The transcript has 2 exons. Lineage: Eukaryota; Metazoa; Arthropoda; Arachnida; Sarcoptiformes; Oppiidae.
AAUUCAAGAAUUACUCAAUUCUAUAAUAAUGUUUAAAUUACUUUUGCUUUGUUUUUUAUAUAUAGACUAUUGUUUAGCUGUUAAUCCUUGGGAACCGGAACCGGGCUCCGGGUGGUGGCUUCAACGGCAUCAACAAUUAACUCAAUACACACAACAACACAAAAAUCAGGUGAAAGCUCUGUUUAUCGGAGCCUCGAUUACUGACUACUGGCAGGCAGAGGGCAGACCAGUUUGGGACAGUUAUUAUGUACCAAAAGGUUCAGCCGAUUAUGGCAUUGGAGGCGAUACGACAUCAAAUGUGUUGUGGAGAAUACAGAAUAAAGAAAUGGAUGGUUUGACCCCAAAAGUUCUGGUAAUUGGAAGUGGACCGGGUUAUAAUACUAUGAAUAGAUCCCCCUCUCCAUCAGCAUCUGAUGUCUUGAAAGGACAUCUGGAAAUUAUUCGUGAAUUAAGAUCUAAGUUUCCAUUGGCUAAAGUGAUAGUUAUGGCUCACACGCCAUAUACCGAUCCCAGUAUAAGCCAACGAUCCAAACAAAUUAAUAACGAACUCAAGAAGUUGGCGGACAAUCAAAAUGUAUUUUUUAUUGACUUAACAUCGCGUCUAACUGAUGGCAAUGGUCACCAAAUUGCUAAACUCUUCAAAUCAGAUCACUUGCAUUUAUCUAUAGAUGGAUACAAUGUAUGGCACGAAGUCAUGAAAUCAACAUUUGAAAGACUAUUGCAAUAA